Messenger RNA from Glycine soja, 1305 nucleotides. Its product is annotated as senescence-specific cysteine protease SAG39-like. The coding region runs from base 54 to 1073 and encodes 339 amino acids. The record is from RefSeq and is a predicted model, not a curated record. Gene Ontology annotation, cellular component: lysosome. The transcript is spliced from 2 exons. Gene Ontology annotation, molecular function: cysteine-type endopeptidase activity. Lineage: Eukaryota; Viridiplantae; Streptophyta; Magnoliopsida; Fabales; Fabaceae.
UAAACCAAACACAUCAAAAAAGCUUCUCUAAACCAAAUAGCUCUGAUUACAAGAUGAGAUCAUUUAGCCAAAACCACUAUUUAAUUUUGUUCCUUAUUCUCACUGUGUGGACAUUCCACGUCAUGUCUCGCAGGUUGUCUGAGGUCUGCACUUCCGAGAGACAUGAGAAGUGGAUGGCACAGUAUGGUAAGCUUUACACGGAUGCUGCUGAGAAGGAAAAACGUUUCCAAAUAUUCAAAAACAAUGUGCAGUUCAUUGAGUCUUUCAAUGCUGCUGGGGACAAACCUUUCAACCUAAGCAUUAAUCAAUUUGCUGACCUUCAUAAUGAAGAAUUUAAGGCUUCACUAAUUAAUGUUCAGAAAAAGGUAAGUGGGGUGGAGACAGCAACAGAAACAUCUUUUAGGUAUGAGAGUAUAACUAAGAUUCCUGCUACCAUGGACUGGAGAAAAAGAGGUGCAGUCACUCCAAUCAAGGACCAAGGCAAUUGCGGCAGUUGCUGGGCAUUUUCAACUGUGGCGGCGAUCGAGGGUAUCCACCAAAUCACAACAGGUAAAUUGGUGUCUCUCUCGGAGCAAGAACUGGUAGAUUGUGUUAAAGGUAAGAGCGAAGGGUGCAAUUUUGGUUAUAAAGAAGAAGCCUUUGAAUUUGUGGCCAAGAAUGGAGGAUUAGCAAGUGAAAUAAGCUACCCCUACAAAGCAAAUAACAAGACUUGUAUGGUUAAGAAGGAAACUCAAGGGGUGGCUCAGAUUAAAGGGUAUGAAAAUGUUCCUUCUAAUAGCGAAAAGGCACUCCUAAAAGCUGUGGCAAAUCAACCAGUAUCAGUUUAUAUUGAUGCUGGAGCUUUACAAUUUUACUCGAGUGGGAUUUUUACAGGAAAGUGCGGAACUGCUCCAAACCAUGCUGUUACUGUGAUUGGUUAUGGAAAAGCUCGUGGUGGUGCCAAGUAUUGGCUGGUGAAAAAUUCAUGGGGCACUAAAUGGGGUGAGAAAGGGUAUAUAAGAAUGAAGAGAGAUAUACGUGCCAAGGAAGGUUUAUGUGGAAUUGCUACCAAUGCUUCUUAUCCAACUGUUUGAAUGCUGCUAUGAAUCCAUCAUAUAUAAACCUUUAACCGUGUAAUUUAGUAUAUGCACGUUGGAAUGUAUCUCUAAUCAUCAUUUUGUUUUCUGGCAAGUAUAUGCACCUACGUACGUAGUGUUCCUAAUAAGUUGCUUGUUUCCUUAUCUUAGAUAUGAUGUUUGUGUGUAAACGAAUAAAUUCUACCAAAUAAUUAAUGUAAAAUAAGUUUUAUAAGUAGUGUUCUAUGUU